UCAAGGAUAUAUGCUCCCAGGGGUGCAAAGAUGGGUAUUAUGGCCGGAGCUGUGGGUACAGAUGUAGCAGAGGAUGCGUCAGCAACAGAUGCUCCGACUCUGGAUUCGGUACAGGAAACUGUACUGAUGGCUGUAUCUCAGGAUACUGGGGAAGUACUUGCAGUUUCGAAUGCCCUGUUGAUUGUCUACAGUGUUUAGAUAAUACAUGCACAAAAUGUAGAGCGUUUCUUUACGGAUCAUCUUGUGGUUCCAACUGCAGAGAAACAUGUCCCACUGAAGGAUGCCAUAUGGAUGGUACUUGCAGAGAUGAUCAUCAAUCAGUUGCCUGCGCUAAUGGAAACUUUGGGCCGAAAUGCCAGUUUGGCUGCAACGAGAACUGUGCCUUUCGUGCUUGUAAUCGUUCCUCUGGUGUCUGUCUGCAUGGGUGUGAAAAAGGCCACUUUGGAGCAAGAUGUGAAUUCCGAUGUACCACUAACUGUAAAGGAGCACUGUGUGAUGCCCAAGGCAGGUGUCUAGCUGGCUGUACAUCGGGCUACUAUGGACAAGACUGUGAUGAGCAGUGCAGUGACGGAUGUCGUCAACGUGUAUGUGAUCUGAAAACAGGUUACUGUAUCAACGGCUGCAACGAUGGACACUACGGCUUUCUCUGCAACAGGUCGUGUGUAGGGGAUUGCUCUGUCUGUAACCGGGAGAACGGACUAUGCCUCGCAGAUGAAAUACAACCAGAACCGACGCUGGAUACAAAGGACGGGGACGUCCAGAUGACACCGUCUGUGAACUACGUCAUAGGAUCUGUGGUGUUGCUGCUGGUUUCUGGAACAGUAGCUUUCCUCAUUAGAAGAUCAUGUACGUCAUCGUCCAUCAGGACCAACAGGCGCUUGCUAAGUCCCCAAGGUAGACAACUGCCAGACGUACCGAUGUCUGCAAAUGCUUAUGACGACAUCAACGAAGAUGACAUGGAUGAAAGUGAUGGGGUCGUUGCAAGCAGCAGCAACAACACGUGCAGAAUACGCGGUCAACCUCCACCUUCCCCAGUUGCUAUGUGUCACACCGCACGGUCAAGAGAGCACAAGACUGGACAUUUGCAUAUGUUCAAAACAUCCCUACAGAGGGCUAACUCCUUGCCAAUAUUUGACUGGAAGUGGAACGAGUCGGAGAGCUCAUGGACGGAUCAUACUGGAUUUCAGGCGCGACGUGGGAAUCAAGGAGAAGACCGAACUCUUAUGGAAGAAGCUUGUUGCCUGGUGGAUAAUGUGGCGUAUGAAAGUAGAGCUGCAUGUAAUUCAACAACCCCGCGUGGAUACCUGUCUCCUGUAGCCAGUGAUCCAUGUCUUGAUUACACUGACUUUUAGCGACAUAUAUAGCUGGCCUUAAACGUCAAGCAUUCAAUCGUUUAUAGGAAUAACUCGAUUACAUUAAUAAUUUUAUUAUGGUCAGAUAAAUUCAAAUUGUUUUGUAUAAUUCAAAAUUUGCAUGUGUAAUUCUACUUUGUAUGAAAGAUAUUUCCCAAACCUUGAAACGUCUUCAAAGUUGAGAAAGUUGUAUUGGAAAGCCUAGCCUGGUGCAUAUAUGUGUACCUUCUGGAGGAUACAUACUGACAGUAGGGUAUAAGAGACUGUCAUGGCGACAUGAUUAGAACAAACCUUGUCUGAACGAACAUUUAAUUCCCAAGGUUAAUUAUUUAAAUAAUAAAAAUAUCCCAAUAGCCAUGACAUAUACACGUCUAUAAUGCCAAAAUUGCCAUGACUUAUAAGAAGCUAGUCCUGACAUUAACAUUCUGUAAAUUAAAAAACGAAGAUGGUCUUACCCUCAGUUAUUGGUUAGGCUACGUGGCCCGCGGGGGCACCAACGCCGCCACUUCUGUCACUGUGUGCGGUCCUGACACAUAGUGAUUCUUGUAUGUUCAUAUAGGACCCGUGAAGAUCCGGGUUAGAAUGGAUCUUCAGUAACCCAUGCUUGUCGUAAGAGGCGACUAAUGGGAUCAGGUAGUCAGACUCGCUGACUUGGUUGACACAUGUCCUUGUAUCCCAAUUGCGUAGAUCGAUGCUCAUGCUGUUGAUCACU
This is a messenger RNA of Haliotis rubra (blacklip abalone), 2064 nucleotides long. RefSeq lists its product as uncharacterized. The transcript is spliced from 3 exons. The coding region runs from base 288 to 1352 and encodes 354 amino acids. The record is from RefSeq and is a predicted model, not a curated record. Lineage: Eukaryota; Metazoa; Mollusca; Gastropoda; Lepetellida; Haliotidae.